This is a messenger RNA of Schistocerca nitens (vagrant locust), 1278 nucleotides long. Its product is annotated as calcium-binding protein P-like. The coding region runs from base 1 to 1278 and encodes 425 amino acids. The transcript has 2 exons. Lineage: Eukaryota; Metazoa; Arthropoda; Insecta; Orthoptera; Acrididae. The record is from RefSeq and is a predicted model, not a curated record.
AUGCGAGCUCCAGGUUUCCCCGGCGAGAACGCGCCAUACGAAGGUCCAGGUUUCCCCGGCGGGAACGCGCCAUGCGAAGGUCCAGGUUUCCCCAGCGAGAACGCGCCAUGCGAAGGUCCAGGUUUCCCCGGCGAGUAUGCGCCAUGCGAAGGUCCAGGUUUCCCCAGCGAGUACACACCAUGCAAAGCUCCAGGUUUCCGUGGCGAGUACGCACCAUGCAAAGCUCCAGGUUUCCCAGACGAGUACGUGCCAUGUGAAGCUCCAGUUUUCCCCGGCGAGUACGCACCAUGCGAAGCUCCAGGUUUCCCCGGCGAGUACGCGCCAUGCAACGCUCCAGGUUUCCCCAGCAAGUACGCACAAUGUGAAGCUCCAGGUUUCUCUGGCGAGUACGCGCCAUGCGAAGGUCCAAGUUUCCCUGGCGAGUACAUGCCAUGCGAAGCUCCCGGUUUUCCUGACAAGUAUGUGCCAUGCGAAGCUCCAGUUUUCCCCGGCGAGUACGCACCAUGUGAAGCUCCAGGUUUCCCCGGCGAGUACACGCCAUGCGAAGCUCCAGGUUUUCCCACUCCAGAUUUCCCCGGCAAGUAUGCGCCAGCUGGGGGACGCCAAGCUGGGGGACCUGGAGCUUUGCAUGGUGCGUACCCGCCGGGUAAACCUGGAGCUUUGCAUGGCGCAUACCUGCUGGGGAAACCUGGAGCUUUGCAUGGCGCAUACCUGCCGGGUAAACCUGGAGCUUUGCAUGGCAUGUACCCGCUAGGUAAACCUGGAGCUUUGCAUGGCGCGUACCUGCCGGGUAAACCUGGAGCUUUGCAUGGCGGGUACAAGUCGAGUAAACUGGGAGCUUUGAAUGGCGGGUUCCCACUGGGUAGACCUGGAGCUUUACAUGGCACAUACCUGCCAGGUAAACCUGGAGCUUGGCAUGGCACGUACACACCAGGGAAACCUGGGGCUUUGCAUGGCGCGGUCCCGCUGGGUAAACCUGGAGCUUUGCAUGGCCCGCACCCACCAGGGAAACCUGGAGCUUUGCAUGGCGCGGACCCACUGGGUAAACCUGGAGCUUUGCAUGGUGCGUACCCAUCGGGUAAACCCCGAGCUUUGUAUGGCAUAUUCCUGCCAGGGAAACUUGGACCUCCACCAGACCCAUACCUGCCACUUCAACCUGGACCUCCAUUGGGCCAGUACGCGCUACUGCAAGCUGGACCUCCACUGGUCCAGUACACGCCGCCGCAACUUGGACCUUCACUAUGCCAGUACGCGCCGCCACAAGCUGGUCCUCUAUAA